GCCCAUCCCGGGACGUGCCCACGCCGCCCCACCCCUCCAGGCCUCGGACCUGUCAGCUCCGGGCCGUGCGUACCGUGCGGGGUUUGCAUUUCCUCCCUUGUGAAAAAUGCCAAAGAAAGCAAAGCCUGCAGGGAAUGGGAAGGACGAGGGGGCUGUUCCUUGUAAGCAGGUGAAAGUGGAGGUUGCUGCAGGCCUUUCUGCCUUAAAUUUUGACAGCCCCAGUAGUCUCUUUGAAAGUUUAAUCUCACCCAUCAAGACAGAGACUUUUUUCAAGGAAUUCUGGGAACAAAAGCCCCUUCUCAUUCAGAGGGAUGACCCUACGCUCGCCAAGUAUUACCAGUCCCUGUUCAAACUAACUGAUCUGAAAAGCCUCUGCUGCCAAGGGUUAUACUAUGGAAGAGAUGUCAAUGUCUGCCGGUGCAUCAGCGGGAAGAAAAAGAUUUUAAACAAGGAUGGCAAAGCUCAUUUUCUUCAGCUGAGAAAAGAUUUUGAUCAGAAAAGGGCAACAAUUCAGUUUCACCAACCACAGAGAUUUAAGGAUGAGCUUUGGAGGAUCCAGGAAAAACUGGAAUGUUACUUUGGCUCCUUGGUUGGCUCGAAUGUGUACAUAACUCCGGCAGGAUCUCAGGGCCUCCCUCCCCAUUAUGAUGAUGUUGAGGUUUUCAUCCUGCAGCUGGAGGGAGAGAAGCACUGGCGCCUGUACCCACCCACAGUGACCAUGGCACGAGAGUACAGCGUGGAACCCGAAGCCCGGAUUGGUGCACCAACACAUGACUUUGUAUUGAAGACAGGUGAUUUGUUAUACUUCCCCAGAGGGACCAUUCAUCAGGCGGAUACGCCUUCAGGACUGGCCCACUCUACUCACGUGACCAUUAGUACCUACCAGAACAAUUCAUGGGGAGAUUUCCUUUUGGAUUCCAUUUCGGGGCUUGUAUUUGACACUGCAAAGGAAGAUGUGGAGUUAAGGACUGGAAUUCCCCCACAGCUACUCAUGCAGGUGGAAACCCCAGCUGUUACAACAAGAAAAUUGAGUGGCUUUCUGAGGACUCUUGCAGACCGGCUGGAGGGCACCAAAGAACUGCUGUCAUCAGACAUGAAGAAGGAUUUUGUCAUGCACAGACUGCCCCCUUAUUAUGUGGGAGAUGGAACAGAGCUGUUGGCACCAGGUGGAAAGUUACCAAGGUUGGACAGCACAGUGCGACUGCAGUUUAAAGACCACAUUGUCCUCACAGUAGGGCCAGAUCAGGAUCAGUCUGAUGAAGCUCAACAAAAGAUGGUUUACGUCUAUCAUUCUCUAAAGAACAGGAGAGAAACACACAUGAUGGGAAAAGAGGAAGAAACAGAGACUCAUGGACUUCGCUUUCCUUUAUCACAUGUGGCUGCACUGAAGCAGAUUUGGAACAGUUCAGCUGUUUCUGUCAAGAACCUGAAACUUGCUACAGAUGAGGAAAAGGAGAGCCUCGUAUUAUCCCUCUGGACAGAAUGUUUAAUCCAAGUAGUCUAGUACCUUUACACAAAGAACUGCUGUUUUCUAUACACAGAGAAGGGAAGAAAUCUUCACCAAAGGAAGACUGGUUUCCUCGUGGACUCCCAGUGUUCAGAGCCAACACUGGUGGGAGGAAUGGUUCACGAAGAGCAGAGAAGCUGGCGCUUUUCCUCUCAGGACGAAUGGACACAAGAAGGAAGAACAGUAAAUUUCUAGGUGUCCCAGACAGUGAUAAAACCAUACUUCUGACAAGUUUAUUUAAUCCAGUGUGGUAGAAAAGGCACAACUCCAAUACAUGUAUCAUGUAGAAUUAAAUGUUAUUAACUUGGCAUUGUCUUAGUUCUUUGGAAGAAACAACUUGUUUAAAGAGCUCCUUAGCUCUAAAAAUAUUUUUUAACAAUUAAAAAUUAUGAAGAAAGUUUUUUUACAGUGAAAAUAUACAUAUCUUUGAGUAUACAUACCCUCUCCCCAUUAAAAUAAAGUUAUGCCUGUAACAUAAGUUUCAUUAAAUAAUACUGCCACACCUGUAAGAAGCACUCAACAUCUGUGGGUAUGAGGAGUUUCAAAUGCUGCUUAAAAGAUGACAAGAGCCUGAGAUUGAAGAAAAGAAAACCCAAUAUAUGUACAUGGGAAGACCAAGUCUCAGAGUAGGCAGGUCUUUCAGUCUAAACUAUUUACUGUUAUUUUACAUUCUAAAGUGCAUAGACGUUGAUAGUUUUUAAAAUAUCACGUGAAUUUUUGUAAAAAUAGAGCAUUUUUUUUCCUGGCAAAAGUUGGGCAUGAAAGUAACACCUGUGUCAAUUAAGUUUAAAUCCAUCCCUGGAGGACUGUGCUUCUGAAUUGUGCCAGUGGAGGUGGUGAUGAUCCCAAACCUAAUUGUGCUGAACUGUAAUCUGUUUAAAAUGGGAGUGAAAACUGAGUUGCCGGUCACUGAGUAGAGGAAGUCAUAGCACAAAGCUCAAAACACAGCUUUGCUUUCAUUUGAACACAUGAAAUGCCCUUCUACUCCAGGCAGACUAACAUUUGACUGUUCUUAAUGUGCAAAUGACUUAGUCUUUAAAGACACUUUUAUUAAGGACAAAUCAGGCAAAAUGUAAGGCACCUGGUCUCAGGACCAGGCCAGAUGACCACUGUUAAAGAGUCUGUCAACCUUGAUUAAUACCUGAGUGCGAGGCAGGCACUCUAAGGUGUUAUACAUUUUUAGUUGAAAAACAGUAAAAAAUGGCCACACCACAGGAAAUACUUUAGUACUAGUGCCUUUUGCCUCAUGAAGCUGAUGUCCCUCCCUGGGGUUAAAGAAUAUAAAUAUGAGGUGUUUCAGUUACAAAAGCUACAGAAACCUUAUGGUUUAUUUAAUACAGCAUCAGCUUAGUAAGGAAACUUACUAAAUAUGUUUUCAGGUGGUGCUAAAAAAUCAGUCCUUCUGUAAGUAUAUGAUAACCUGCAGGAGUUUGUUUCCCUUUGCUUCACACAAGCAUCUUAGGAUAUUAAUGACUAAUACAGGUACAUUACCAGUAUCCUGUAGGAUUUGUGUUUGGUGGUUAGGAAUAUACAGACUCCAGGAAGUGGGUUCCCACAACUGGGAUGAAUAAAACCUUUCCUAGAAAUCAUUAGCAUUUUCUUUACAGGGACCCUGGAUAACUGUUUAGAAUGUUUUUAGCUUUUCUGUGGGGUGAUAACAAGGUGGUGGACAUUCCUUUGCUCUUCCUGGAGAUGGUGUGGAUUCUCUCACAAGAUUUCAAUGUCCCAUUUCUGUGUUUCUUCUCCCUCCAGGGGCUGAUUUAUAAUGACAUGAGUCUUGUCACAAUAGUUUCCUCCUAAAAUAAUCACAAAAAGAAAAGAUUUGUUCACACAGGUGCCUAUCAAUUGCAUAAUUUCUACAACCUUUUGUUCAGCCCACUUUUUAAGUAGAUUAGUGUUAUUUACAAAACUGUUUGAAAUGGGAAACUGAGUGUGAACAGGUGUAGCCACUGUUCACUCAAAUUGGACCUUAUUAUGACUCAAACUGAAAAAUGAAGAAGUAUAAUGCGUGAUUGUGGAUGCACAGUGUCCAGACAAUGCCCUGCUUGAGCACAGUGCCAGAGUAAACUCUGGCUGAGCGUCAGGCACUCUGUUUUUGUUUCUACAUUAACAGUGGCUGUGACUAACCAACCCAAUUAAAGCAAAAGCCAUAAAUAAUAUUGGCCCUGACCUUGCUGAAUUAAAAAACAAGGUUAAUUGAUACCUGCCAUAAAUCGUAUCUGAGAGCUUUUAAGGAUCAUGGCAAUUCAGAGCAAAUACCUACAGGUGUUUCUCAGAACCAGAUGGCAUUCUUCAUUUUAUGAAUUAUGAUGUUUCAAAUUUAGAACUGUAUUCAUGAAAACUAAGGUUGCAAAUGAAAGUUUUACAACAGUUCUAAUAAAAAGUUCCUUCGA
Messenger RNA from Nannospalax galili (Upper Galilee mountains blind mole rat), 3900 nucleotides. RefSeq names its product ribosomal oxygenase 2 (gene Riox2). Gene Ontology annotation, molecular function: histone H3K36 demethylase activity; histone H3K4 demethylase activity. Gene Ontology annotation, cellular component: nucleolus. The record is from RefSeq and is a predicted model, not a curated record. NCBI's taxonomy places the organism in Eukaryota, Metazoa, Chordata, Mammalia, Rodentia, Spalacidae. The transcript has 10 exons. Bases 107 to 1504 code for a protein of 465 amino acids.